UCUCAUCACCCCCCCUCUCCCCACCCCGAUCCUCAGUUGACCAGCGUCGCAAGUAAGCGUCGCUCUUGCUCCCGGAAAAAGUCUUCGUCUUAUCUCGUCGCCUAUACCGACUUCUCCGCGACAAGGUUUUCUUGAGCGAAAACUACUUGCGCACCCCUGAACAAGCCAAAUGAUCUUUUUUUUUUUCUCCCUCCCCAAGUCAAACCGAGAAGUACUGGAUGAUGUUGCGUGAAAUGUGGCAACGGUGCGUUUGAUUUUGGUGUCAUUUGUGCCUUCGAUCUGUUGCUCAUUUUUUGGGGGGUGGAGGUCAUUUUCGAGACAAGAGGAGGAGGAGGAGGUUGUCUGCUAGAAGACAUUCGAGAGCUGGGCCGCAGGCACCAAACACCAUGCUGUCCUCGGACGAGCCGCUGGACCUGAAGCUUCCCUCGGGACAGACGCGUUGUCCACUCCGACUGGGAAAGAGGAGCUCAUCGUCCAUAUGCGCACCGCUGGGCGUCCACUCGCGACCACGCCUCAUUUACACCACCUUCCCGUCGCCGCCUUCCUCCCCAGACUCCCAGUCCCCAUGCCACGAACGACCUGGAUCCUGCUUCACUCCCUCAGCCAUGGACCUCAGUCUUUCGCCUUCAUCCAGACACACCUCCUCUCUUUCCCCCUCUCCCUCGUCCCCCUCGUCCCCUCCCUCGCCUCUGGAGUCCCCCCACGGCAGCAGGAGCAGCGGCAGCCCUCGACCGCACCCCUUCUUACGGGAAGCGGCGCUUAAUCGAAGGGUGGAGGGCAACACGUCGCCUCAACGCUAUCCUUUUUACGUGCCCAUCGCGAGCCCGACGGUGGGGUACACCUUCCCGUCGACUCUUUUCAGUGGUCAGAAAAGGGACAAGCAAGUCUCGCCCGAGACCUCAUUGGAUGUUCAGCUGGCAUGUCGCUGGAAGAAGUGCCACCUGCUGUUCGAGUCGCUGCAGGACUUGGUGGACCACAUCAACGACGCCCACGUCAAACCUGAAAAGGAUUCUGGGUACUGCUGCAAGUGGGAGGGGUGCGCUCGCAACGGACGGGGUUUCAACGCCAGGUACAAAAUGCUGAUUCACAUCCGCACACACACCAACGAGAAACCGCAUCACUGUCCCACCUGCAGCAAGAGUUUCUCCCGUCUGGAGAACCUGAAGAUCCACACUCGCUCACAUACAGGAGAGAAACCCUACAUCUGCCCGUACGAAGGCUGCAACAAGCGUUACUCCAACUCCAGCGACCGCUUCAAGCACACCCGCACGCACUACGUGGACAAGCCCUACUGCUGCAAGAUGGCCGGCUGCCUGAAGCGCUACACCGACCCCAGCUCGCUACGCAAGCACAUCAAAGCUCACGGGCAUUUUGUUAGCCAGGAGCAGAGCGCCGCCCCGAAGCCGGGUCCUCUCGGCAACCGAGGGACGGCCGACCUCCUCCCGCCGGGGGGCGCUCGGCUCAUCUCCCCGGGGGCGGCCGCGGCCCUCCUGGGUGGUCUGGGGAGCGCGUUGCCCCUCUCGGCGCUGUGCCACCCCCGCGCGGCUCUCUUCUCCGUGGGAUCAAGGGGAGCCCUCGGCACCUUGGCGGACUCGCCGCUUUGUCACUUUGGAUUUUCGGCGGCGUCUGUUUUGGGACUGAGCGCUCUGGCAAGACCGCGCCGCUCCGAGGUCGACGACGGGGGUGCCGAACCCGAGGGGGAGGCUUUAAACCUGUCGGCGGAGGUAGCGCCCAGAAAGGGGGAUCCCCUGUCCUGGGUGGUUGUCCCUCCGAGGGCACUCCUGCUCAAGCCAACUGUUGUUAGCUAGGAUUGUUCGAGAGGGGGCGGAGACGGGUGGGAGGAGAGCGGGCCGUGGUAUUUUUCGAUCACCCACUUUGUGAUAUUUUCAAGAAGUUGAAUAUUUGGCCUAAAAUGUUUCACUUGUCAUAGAGCUGCAAAGUGAAUAGCGAAAAUCCCAGCGCUAGCCCCCCCGAAAAAAAAAAAGAUGGCCAGACUAAAUGAAGCCCGUCCUCUCAACUCAACAAGAUCUCAACAAAGCACCUGAGCAGAAAAAUGUCCUUGUCAUUGUGCACUUUUGAAUCCUAAUUAAGCCUCUGUAAAGCAGAAGUAUAAACGAAGGAUGGGAGCUUUCUCCAUCCCGACGUCUCGCAGCGGACAAUCAACAGCCUUCUUCGCUUUUGACAAACCUCGCUGACGCUUGCGCUCGCCCGUAUUUUAGCUUGAAACGAAAAUGGGAGUUCAGGAGCGGCAUUGCGGCACGGGGUGCUACGAGGAAAGGGUACGGCACAAUUUAACCAAUGACUUAGCCCUUUGUAGGCUGUGAGGGCGUAUCUCUCUCUCUCUUCAGGGAAAAUACAUUAUAGGCCAUUAUAAAAUGGUCUCAAUACGUGAUCUGCGGACAGAAGUAUUGGGACAGGUCUCGGAUGAUGACAGCGCACUGCCGAAGUCCCUUUUGUCUACCCAAGUAUUGACCCAAUUUUCAAUAAUUCGACUCCAACUUCAGGACACAAACUAGCAACUCCAUAUCUUAAGCCCACUUGGAUCCAAUCCUCAACCUUCUUCUUUCAGUCUUCAAAUAUUGAUCAGUUUGAGACAACUGAACCUUUGCUGAUUUUAAUUGGAAAAGAUCAUCCGUCUGAUAAUUGGCAUCCGCGCACCCAAUUUUUAAGCCAAACAUUUGGCGAGCUCCGACAAUCUUCCCAGAGCAUCUCGUCUACUCCCACUUUAACCAUCCCAAUGGUUUUGUCCACAGAUGACGUACGUUUAAAAAAAAACGACGAUCGUGUACCGAGACUUUUCGUGGGUCUCCUUCAUUGCAUUUCUGGGGACAGCGUGACAUUUAAAGUUUGUUCUUUCCUCCUUGCCACUUUAAUCACCGACAGACAAAGAUCUCUACGGGAUCUGCCUCGGUCUCCUGCGCGGAACAAGCGAGGAACGAGUAAACAAACAGGUCGCACUCGUGCGACUGCCACUUAUAGACUUGUUCCUACUAUUUUACAUAGUCCACAAAAGAGGAAAGGCUUUUUCCUCUUUAAAAGAAAAAAAGACACUAUAUAUAGAUACUAUUUUUCCCAAGUUUGACAAUGGCUAUAUGUGGCCUGUUUGUGUUGUUAUUUUAUAUCUUAUUAUCUGUCCCGAAUGUGCCUUGUGUUUCUGAGCAAAAUGUACCACGCCGUGUCUGAAAACAUUUACGCAGAAAAAAAAAAAAAAAAGUGUAUAUGCGUACUUUUUGUAUUCCUUCUUUUGUGGGAACUUUACCGUAACAACUGACAGACAACAGAUGCAAAUUUGUGCAUCAGGGCCACUGAGACAUUUUCCAAAUGACGAUGACGGAAUGUCAAUAAAGAACAAUACGAAUGGU
Messenger RNA from Syngnathus typhle (broad-nosed pipefish), 3362 nucleotides. RefSeq names its product zinc finger protein GLIS2-like. Gene Ontology annotation, biological process: smoothened signaling pathway; regulation of transcription by RNA polymerase II. Gene Ontology annotation, molecular function: RNA polymerase II cis-regulatory region sequence-specific DNA binding; DNA-binding transcription factor activity, RNA polymerase II-specific. NCBI's taxonomy places the organism in Eukaryota, Metazoa, Chordata, Actinopteri, Syngnathiformes, Syngnathidae. The record is from RefSeq and is a predicted model, not a curated record. Gene Ontology annotation, cellular component: nucleus. The transcript is spliced from 7 exons. Bases 387 to 1808 code for a protein of 473 amino acids.